UUGAGCCUCCUGGAGGUGGUGGGCGCCUGCGGGCCGCCCUUCGUCGGGCCCCACGUGUGGGCUGAACGAUGCACAGGCAGCGGAGCUCUCCUGGCUUAGGCCGCGUUGUUUAUCUCGCGCUGAUCUACAUCCAGGCUGGUGUAGGGCAAACUGUGGACCUUAUUUUCAUUGAAUAACCUGUAUCCUGCUGAUCAAGAAACCAGAUUGUUCUUGUUUGUUUAUUUGUUUUCCUUCCUUAUUGGAAGAGCACAGUAGUGGCUCCAAGCUCACUUCAAUGUCAGUUUGCUGCUAAUGGGUGUAAGUAAAUUAGAUGUCUUGUACAGAAAGCUUCUCCUCACUAAACUCUUCAUCAGAGGAUGGGGAAAGCCAGAGGAUCUGAAGAGAAUAUUUGAAUUCAGAAAGAUUAUUGGAAACAGGGAAAAAUGCCAGACAUUGGUUUCAAAAGAUUACCCUGUUUUUAUUGACAAGGUUGAGGAACAGUCAGACUGUAAAAUCCUUGAGGGGCACUUCAUUUCCCCGUUAGCUCAUUACGUUCCGGGUAUCCUGCCUGUUGAGUCUCUUGUAGCCAGAUUUCAGUUCAUAACACCCAGAAGAUGGAAUGGCAAGCACAGACCUGUAUGCAUUCACUUAGCGGGCACUGGGGAUCACCAUUUCUGGAGGAGGCGCACCUUAAUGGCUCGUCCGAAUAAAGAAGCCUGUAUGGCUUCCCUGUUGCUUGAAAAUCCCUAUUAUGGCUGCAGAAAACCUAAGGAUCAAAUACGGUCAUGUUUAAAAAAUGUCUCGGACCUGUUUGUGAUGGGAGGAGCUCUUGUUCUAGAAUCGGCAGCUCUUUUGCACUGGCUAGAGAGAGAAGGCUAUGGACCGCUAGGGAUGACUGGAAUAUCCAUGGGAGGACAUAUGGCUUCCCUGGCAGUGACAAAUUGGCCUAAACCAUUGCCAUUGAUUCCGUGUCUUUCGUGGUCAACAGCUUCUGCAGUCUUUACUACGGGUGUGCUGAGUAAGGCAGUGAACUGGAGAGAGCUUGAGAAACAAUAUUAUACACAAACUGUUUACGAAGAAGAAAUCAUUCAAAUGCUUGAAUACUGUGGAACAGAUUCUUUCAAGAUGGGACAAGAUUUUGUUAAAAACUUUCCUGACAAUGUGGAUAGUCUGGAGGACAUAGAUGUGGCUUCCAGAAUGUUCAGCUUUGAUUCAUCAAACAAGACUGAGUCUAAAGACGCUGUCCACAGCUUUACCACAAGUAGAAGUCCUCUAAGUGCCUCAUCAGAAAGACUCCUAAUGCAGGAUGCUCCUAAAAUUCAGUGCAUAAAUCAAACGUUUUCAACCAGUAGCAAUAAAAACUUAACCAUACAGCAGGGACACAGGAUAAAUAGAACAAAGAGUGACACUUUACAGAGAGAAUCAUUAAGGUUCAUGAAAGGAGUAAUGGAUGAAUGUACUCAUGUAGCUAACUUCUCAGUUCCAGUUGACCCCAGUUUAAUCAUAGUUGUGCAAGCUAAGGAGGAUGCGUAUAUUCCUCGAACUGGAGUGCGCAGUCUUCAAGAAAUCUGGCCCGGGUGUGAAAUAAGGUAUCUGAAUGGAGGUCAUGUCAGUGCCUACCUCUUCAAACAAGGACUCUUUAGGCAAGCCAUUUAUGAUGCUUUUGACCGCUUUCUUCAGAAAUAUGCUGUUUAACAAUCUUCGUCAUGGAUUCAAACUGAUCUCAUUUCAUUUCCCAUUAUUGGAACUCAUCUUUGGAAGACAAGCCUCUUGCAGUGUUGAAUAGUUGAUGGUCAGUUACUUUGAAUGUUGUAGGUAACAAAUACAAAAAAUGAUCAAGUCCCAAUAUUACUCGUCUUUCAACCAAGUGCCAUUCUGACAUGCUUCAGCUUUACCUGUGAAGAGCAAUGGUAGCAUUUGUUAGUGCAAGAAUGGUUCAUAUACUUCUUACUUUAUUGCAUUGUGUAUCAAUUCUGUGUAAAUUCUUAGUUGUGUAUCUGUUGAAAACAGACCAAUUUAAAUAUUGAUGGAAUAUAAAAUUUGCUGUGGGGCUAAGAUGCUGUCUUACGUUUAGUGUAUUUUCAGUUUGUUCCAGCUACCAUGUUUUCCUUUUGCUUCCUUGUCACUUGCUAUUCCUACUGCAUUUUAAUAUGGCUUGGCCAGCACUCUGCCUCUUAUUUGUCACUGAUUUUUUUCUUAUUAUGAAUUGAAAAUGAACUACAAUGGAUGAGGCAGAAUUAAAUCUUGCAAAAAGCUUUUAAAAACUGAAUGAACGGUGAGAGAGACAUUUGAAUUCAAUGCAUCCAUUAGAUUUUUCUGCUGUUAAAUUAAAUGGUGCCAUUCCAGAAGACUCAUGUAGCUAUUCAUUGUUUUUACAGAACUGGAAUAACUGUAAAUGGAGUGUCCGGUAAUUCAUUUUUUACAUACAUUCAAUUGGAUAAUGAAGUUUUUCUAGUAGAUUUUAUUUUUAAAUUGAUAAAGGGAAUAAUAGUGUAAUAACUUCUAUUGAUAAACAGUGGCAGAAAGAGUCUGAUUCUAAGCAGAUAAAUCAACAGCAGAUUAUAUGGUGCUAUAAACAUCUCCUUGAAAGCAGGGGUCCUUUUUAAAAUGCAUUCAGUGCUGAUAUGCAAAAACACGUUAUAAUAUUGUAGAUUGUUAAGAACAUAUGUGAGACUAAGGGUUAUCAAAACAGUCACAUUAACUUCUUGUUUUUCAAAAGUUUUUUUAACUGACCUUAAAAAAAGAAAAAGGUAGGAUUAGGAACACAUUUAAGUAAAUCCCAUUUGCUGCUGCGUCUUUUGGGAUCAAAAAUGCCAACAAAUAAAAGUAAAAUUAAAGGUCAUCAUGAAUCAGCUAUGUGUGGUAGCUGUCCGUGUCUUAUAUAGUGGUAACGUCCUGCAUCGUUCUUUUAAAGCAAGUUUGCAGGGAAGUUGAAAGGCAAAACACUUCAAUAUUAGUUUUAGUACUGUAAUGGCUGAUGUUACACAGAAACAAACAGAAAAAUCUAGGUGUUUCUUGAUAUACGUGACUUACGUAUCUUUCAAAUCAUAUACUUUAUUGAUUUCCAUGGUUACCAUAAUGGUUUUUAAUAGUGCAUGAAGCAAUCAAAGCUCUAUUUGUUCCAGUGUCUGGCAGAUAGAACUGGUAACUGCUAGUAUUGCUGGUCAGAUAAAUUGAGAUAAAACUGAAUGCAACAAUUUGUGAAAACCAAAGGCAGUUAACAUCAAAAUGUACUGAAAAUUUGAAAAAAUGAUAUUCUGUUGGAAGUUAAAUUGUUUCAAGUGUUUUAUCGUCAUUUCUGCUAGGCAUUGUUGGUUUUUUAUCUGUAUUGGAAGCGAGUGUCAAGUGACUAGCAUGUUUCAAAAUCUUAAAAUACUGAAUUUUGGAAGAUUGGGAAUGAAAUAUGUAAGCUCUGAAUUUUAAAAUUAAAUACUUGAAUACUAAACUGAAAGUUUUACGGGUUUUACCUUGAUAAUUAACUCACCUGUCAACUAAGGGUGUUUGACAAGAAGGCUGUCGGAUGUUCACCAAAUCUUUUGCAUCUCCAUGGAUGGCUACAUUUAAAUGUAUUUAUGUGCUUUGUCCUAUUUCUGUUGCAGCUGUGAAAGAAAGGGAGAUAACUGGUGGCAAGGGACAGGGCAUGAAUAAAUGGAAGAGAAAAAAGAUUAUUUUAUAAGGCCAGGACUAAGCAUAAAAAAAUCAACUUCUCUGCACUACAAAUGUAACAUGCCAACAUAAAUAUUUCUAAAGCGCACGAUACUAGGAAUUACACAACUGAUGGGAACUUGACAUCCUGAGGUUAGUGUUCUGAUGACGUUAUUAAUGAGUUGAACUUUCCAAAAGGGCAUACUAUGCAAUGAAGCAGAUAUGUAUGAAUGUAACUCCUGUUUCUGAGAAAGACUUUUGAAAGUAGUCAAGGAUCAGUCUCCAACAAUUGAGAAUCACACUUUGCUCUGUAACUAAAGCAGUGUUGUCAAAAAAGAGAGUACAUUAAGAAACAUGUAAAAAAAAUUCUCAGGUUAAAAAAAAAAAAGGAUGAAAUUAUGUAUGUGGUUCAUGUCUGCCAGUUAUCAAACACAGGAGGCCAUCAGCUCGUCUGUGUAGGUGUAAGUGUACUGUGUAGGUGGAAAAAUUGCUGCAUCAGUGUUUUAAUUUUAGGAAAAUUGGCUUUUAAAAGUAAAUUCUGUUAGUCCUAAGAAAGUAUUAUUAGCAAACCAUUUUUGAUGUUAAGUGAGAAUGUGAUAUUAAAUCCAGAAAUUGCUUGAGAAAAAUAUUGGAAUAAGGUUCCUGCAAUAAAUCCCAUUAGCAGGUAAGCCAUUCUGCAUAUCUUAAACUCCCUGUAAAACUGACCUUGAUCAUUUUUCAAUUUUAUGUUUUUCAAUAAAAAUCCUACAGAACGGC
Messenger RNA from Meleagris gallopavo (turkey), 4380 nucleotides. The record is from RefSeq and is a predicted model, not a curated record. Lineage: Eukaryota; Metazoa; Chordata; Aves; Galliformes; Phasianidae.